AGCUCAGGAGUUUUUUAGUCCCUCUUGUUCCGUUGAACUGAGUGUUUAUUUCCAUGGCAGUUCUACUGAGUACUGUGCUCUACCUAAGAGCUCUGGUUUUAUUCACCAGCAUAGCUGCCUCUGCUCUUGGACAGAACUUGCUCAGCUGUGAAACUACAUCUCCUGAUGCUUCUGGGUAUCGCUGCAGAGGAAAAGGAUUGCAGGACAAAUGCAGCACAUAUGUGAUUCUUCGUACUAAUUCAUAUUACUCAUCUCUUUCCAACCUCAGCAUUUACUUGGGUCUCAAUCGGUUUUCAAUUGCUGAAGCUAAUGGCUUCUCUGCUGACACAGAGUUUCUCCCAAAAGAUCAGCCUCUGUUGAUACCAGCUGACUGUGAAUGUAAGAAUGGCUUCUUUCAGGCCAAUUUGACAAGAACUACACUCAAAGGGGAGAGCUUUUAUAGCAUUGCAGAGUCUCUGGAGGGCUUGACAACCUGUAAAGCAAUCCAAGAGAAGAAUCCUGGGGUGUCACCAUGGGGUCUUGAGGGAAAACGCCGGUUGCUGUUGCCUUUGAGAUGCUCCUGCCCAUAUGAAUAUGAAAUCAAUCCGAAGUCAAGACUCUUGCUUUCCUAUCCUGUGAUUGAAGGCGACACAAUUUCUAAUUUGGCCAGUGAGUUCAAUACUACUACAGAAGCUAUUGUGUCUGCAAAUAGUAGAUCUCUAGAGUCCUUUAAACCUGAAAAUUUGAUACCCUUCACAUCUCUUUUGAUUCCAAUCAAUGGUGACCCUGUUCUUGGUUCACAGGUAAAACCAAGUGAGCCUAAUGUGCAUUUUCCAGCAACCAGGAACUCCGUAAUCAAUCGGCAUAAGAAGUCUAGGAUGUGGAAGAUUGGAGUUUGCAUUGCUGGGGUUGUAGUUGGAGCUGUCAUUGCCACUGCAGCAGUCUUGUUGGUUAUCCUUAGGAAGAAGAGAAAGGAGAAAAAUUCAGCUAAGGAUACAGAUGUUGAGCUGCAGCAGCUGAGUUUAAGUGUAAGAACCGUGAGUGAUAAGAAAGUCUCUUUUGGAUCUCAAGACCCUCUAGAUGGACAGAUCCUUCACACAACACCCCGGAAGCCGCUGCUGGAUAUGUACACCAUUGAUGAGCUCAGAAAAGCUACCGAGGAUUUCAAUUCAGGCAAUCACAUUGAAGGAACUGUGUAUCACGGUCGACUCAAUGGAAAAAACGUGGCAAUAAAGCGAACAAAAACUGAAAACAUUGCCAAGGUUGAGCUAAGAUUUUUCCAGGAUGCAACUCACUAUCAUCCCAACAUAAUCAGGCUAUUGGGAACCUGUAUGACUGAGGGUCCAAAUUCGUUCCUUGUAUUCGACUAUGCUAAAAACGGGUCCCUGAAGGAUUGGCUCCACGGCGGAUUGGCAAUGAAGAACCAGUUCAUUUCCUCCUGUUACUGUUUCUUGACAUGGAGCCAGAGGAUGAGGAUAUGCCUUGAUGUAGCCGUGGCCUUACAGUUUAUGCACCACGUCAUGAAUCCAAGCUAUGUUCAUCGAAACAUCAAGAGCCGGAACAUCUUCCUUGAUGAAGAUUUCAAUGCUAAAAUUGGUAACUUUGGAAUGGCAAGAUGUGUUCAAGAUGAGACCGAGUGUCCUGAUCUUUCAACCAAUCCUGUUUCUUGGAGUUUGGGAUAUUUGUCUCCUGAGUAUCUUCACCAAGGUGUAAUUUCCCCAGGUAUGGACAUUUUUGCUUAUGGGGUAGUUCUGUUGGAGGUUUUAUCUGGACAAACUCCAACAAGCAGACCUGAGAAGAAAGGAGGAGGCAGCGUUUGGCUGACAGAAAAGAUCAAGACAAUACUGCAAUCAGAAAGCGCAGAUGAGCUGAGGGAAUGGAUGGACAAUGCAUUGGGGGAGAACUAUUCAUUUGAUGGAGCAGUGACACUGGCCAAUCUUGCAAAGGCUUGCACAGAGGAAGAUCCUACUUUGAGGCCAACAGCCGGGGAGAUAGUCGAGAAAUUGUCAAGACUGGUGGAAGAAUCGCAGGAAGGCGAGCAUAUGCUAAUCAGUGAAAGCUGUUCCAAACCUCUGGUAAAGGAAACCUCAGCCAUUCUGUGAAUAAAUAUAUCAAUUGGGAUCCAGAAAUAGGCUAUUGCUACUAUAGUUUUUCUGUUGCUUAAAAUGUUCUAGUCUCCUUGGUUAGCUUGGCAAUGCAUAAACGUAACUAAGAAACUGAGUGGAAAAGAGGGCAGUUUUCUGCUUGGAUUGCCUCUGUUUCUACUUUUCUUUAGAUAAUGAAUCAAAGUAGUACUUCUCUGUGUUUAAGGCAUAGCAUUGUGAAUUUACUUAAUACAUACCUAGAAUGUCUGAGAAAUUGCUUCUCCGGUAAUUACGUUUUAUUUCUUAUACAUAUUUUUUAGUAGUUGUUUGGGUUGCUCCAUUGAAACGUGAGCCUGCCUUGGUAAUAUUAUAUGAAUCAGUCAAAGAUGUAGCUCUACUACACCCAAAUCAAUGAAUUAAAAAACAGAUU
Messenger RNA from Rubroshorea leprosula, 2493 nucleotides. NCBI's taxonomy places the organism in Eukaryota, Viridiplantae, Streptophyta, Magnoliopsida, Malvales, Dipterocarpaceae. The record is from the annotation of a GenBank genome assembly.